UGAUAAACUAAUAUGCAAAAAAAAUAUAGAUUUUCUAGAACAAAUAAAAACAGGUAUAAAUUCUAGGAAAAAAUUAUGGCAUUGCAUGUCGCUGACCUCCGAGAGGCAUCAUUACGAUGAUUUAUGUUCUGAUGACUUAAAGGACUUGCAUUCACUGUUUGAUCCAGAUAAAGAUGCAUAUUUUAUGAAUUAUAAUUUCCUUGUAAAUGAGUUGAUAAAGUUGCUUCUACAACCUUCAAAAUAGGGAAUCUGAUAUGACAGAAAGAUAUCAUGCAAAGGUGCUUCUGUUAUACCUGCAUCAUUAUUAUUUAAGCAACAAAUGGGAUAAAUUCGUGAAUUAUCCUGUACAACAGAUUUUAGAAGAAGCAGCAACAAUUUUGGCACAAUGUCAUCAACCAAAAAGAUAUGUGUCUUACAUAUAUGUGAGAAAGUCAUUGGAUAACAUUGCACAGCAAGUAUUUGAAUGCCUUAAAAACGAAUAUCCUACACAUCCAAUAUUAUCAAUAUCAGACGAGCAGUUUUCUUUUUGGAAAGACAAUAAUAUCAAUGACAAUCAUUGGAAAAAUAAAGAAGUAAAACAGAUUUUAGAGAGUCUAUGUGAAGUUUUACAAAAUAAAUUAGGUUUUCAGAAUUGUGGAGAGUCUGCGGCAAGUUUUUCUCUAGAAUACUCCUGUAUAGAUUUUGUUUUAAAAAACAAAUGUGGUACUGGACAACUUCUGGGAAUAAUAUAUCACAGUGUGGCGAGAAGACUUGGUAUACACUGUGAUGUAAAAACCGGACGUAGUGUCUUCGUAUGCUGGAAACCGAAAUAUGGAAAUAUCAAAAGUGAAGAUCAAAAAGGUUUUUAUAUUGACGUCUCGCACUGUGAUUCCAUUCCAAAUAGUAAUAGCAGUUCUAUGUUUAAUACUACAAAAAUGCCUAUAAAAUUGUUAUCAUUUGAUAAUUAUAAAAAUGGCUGUAUAUGUUAUGUUCCGAUAAUACCACGAAUGAGAAAGUAUUCUAAGAUAUCCGUAGGUACGGAUACUAAAGCUAUAAAAACCAAAAGAACAAACGAGAAUGAAAUUGUGAUACGAUUGUCACCGGAAUUAACGUCCUUAAAAAACAAGAUACAAAAAUAUUUAGCGGAAUGUACCUAGAUCACAUAUAUGUACGGCAUCAGAGGAAUUUGUUUAAUCUCAUAGUAAAAUAUGUAGUAAAAUAUGUAGUGAAAUAUGUAGUAAAUAUGUGUACCCAUACAGCACAAAAUAUCCUACAUAUCCUUAGGACAUCUUGGGGAGAUCUCGAUGUCCUCAGAACAUCCUUGGAACACCGAAAUAUCCUCGAUGUCCUGAGGAUAUCCUGAGAAUGUUUUGUGCUGUAUGGGUAAAUAAAGGUAAACGUGUGUAUAACACAUGUGUGUAUACAACGUAAAUUUAUAAGUUUUAUUAUAAGUUUUAUUAAACGUAAAUAAACAAUUAUUAGAACGA
Molecule: messenger RNA, 1466 nt
Organism: Linepithema humile (Argentine ant)
Lineage: Eukaryota; Metazoa; Arthropoda; Insecta; Hymenoptera; Formicidae
Source: RefSeq, a predicted model, not a curated record